Messenger RNA from Morus notabilis, 2083 nucleotides. Its product is annotated as protein KINESIN LIGHT CHAIN-RELATED 1. The record is from RefSeq and is a predicted model, not a curated record. The transcript is spliced from 2 exons. Bases 74 to 1960 code for a protein of 628 amino acids. Gene Ontology annotation, molecular function: protein binding. NCBI's taxonomy places the organism in Eukaryota, Viridiplantae, Streptophyta, Magnoliopsida, Rosales, Moraceae.
UGCGAAGGGUUUAACACACGACGAAAGCUUAAGCAACUUUCGCAAAAUUCUCCAGAAUUCUCUCAAAUCCGCCAUGAGAAAAGCUUCAAUCUCCGUUCUUUCACAUCUCUCUCGUCACCGCUUCAAAUCCUUCACGUCUAUUCUCUCCAGAGACUUCAUUCCCGAUGCCUCCUCUUGCUCUUCAUCUUCAUCUCCAUCUUCUCUUCUCUCAUCGACCCAUCUUAAACCCUGCACAAAAACGCAUGGCUUAUUCUUCAAAACCAGACCAUUUCAAUCAAACCCAUCUCGGAAUAUCGACACCAUAGCCGAGAAAUCACCUCAGAACUUGUCCUCAAGGCAGAGAAAAGCCAAGGAAAAAGCUGACCUAGAAGAAGCUUUCGAGUCCGCCAAAACCCCCGACGAAAUGCUAAGGGCCUUCAAAGCCAUGGAAACUAUUUUCGAGGAAAAAGAGCUUGGCUUGGCUUCCUUGAAACUUGGCCUCAAACUUGACCAAGAAGAUGAAAACCCUGAAAAGAUUUUGUCUUUUGCUGACAGAGCCCUCAAAGCUUUGGAUAAGGACGGUAAGCCCUCUUUGCCCGUUGCCAUGGCUUUACAGUUAUUGGGUUCUGUUUAUUUGAGCUUAAAUAAGUAUAAUGAUAGUUUGGGAUACCUUAGUAGGGCUAAUAGGAUGUUGGGUAAGUUAGAGGAAGAGGGUCUUAGUUCCGAGGAUGUCGGACCAGUUCUUCAUGCGGUACUCUUAGUUAUGGCCAAUGUUAAGAUGGCUAUGGGAAGAAGAGAAGAGGCUAUUGAACAUCUUAGGAAGUGUUUGGAAAUUAAGGAGAAGACUUUGGGGGAAGGUAAUGUGGAACUGGGUCAAGCGAAUCGGGAUGUGGCGGAAGGGUAUGCGUCAGUCUUGAAUUUUAAGGAGGCGUUGCCUUUUUGUUUGAAGGCGUUGGAGUUGCAUAAGGAAGAGUUGGGGCAGAAUUCGGUGGAAGUUGCUCAUGAUAGGAGGCUUCUUGGGGUAAUUUAUACUGGCAUGGAGGAGCAUGAGAAGGCCUUGGAGCAAAACAGACAUUCGCGCAGAGUCUUGAAGAAUUGGUGUCUUAGUUCUGAUUUGGUUUUUGCUGAGAUUGAUGCUGCGAAUAUACAGAUUGCGUUGAAGAAAUACGAUGAGGCUAUAAAUACGUUGAGGGCCGUUGUUAAUCAGACAGAUAAGGAGAGCCAGACUAGGGCGUUGGUGUUUAUUGCAAUGGGAAAAGCGCUUUGUAGCCAGGAGAAAUUCGCAGAUGCAAAAAGAUGUCUGGAGAUUGCCAGUGGAAUCCUUGAGAAGAAGGAGAGGAGUUCCCCGUUGGAAGUUGCUGAUGCCUAUGCUGAAAUAUCAAUGCAAUAUGAGAAUAUGAACGAGUUUGAAACUGCUAUUUCGCUGUUAAAGAGAACGUUGACUCUACUCGAGAAGCUUCCACAGGAGCAGCACACGGAGGGAAGUGUUUCUGCCAGAUUAGGGUGGCUGCUUCUGUUGACUGGAAAGGUCCAACAGGCUAUUCCUUACUUGGAGGGUGCUGCUGAGAGGUUAAAAGAGAGCUUUGGUUCCAAACAUUUCGGAGUUGGGUAUAUCUACAACAACUUGGGGGCGGCAUAUUUGGAACUAGACAGACCUCAAUCGGCCGCACAGAUGUUUGCAGUUGCUAAGGACAUAAUGGAUGUCUCUCUUGGCCCUCACCAUGCAGAUUCAAUCGAAGCAUGUCACAACCUCGCAAAAGCGUACGGUGGCAUGGGAAGCUAUGAAUUAGCGAUCACAUUCCAGCAACAGGUGGUUGAUGCUUGGGAAAACCAUGGACCAAGCGCUAGAGAUGAACUGAGAGAAGCCCAAAGAAUGCUUGAACAAUUGAAGAAAAAAGCCCUUGGAGCUCAUUUAACUGAUGAGCUUCCUACAAAGGCCUUGCCCUUGCCCCAGUCUAGUGCAUCUGCCAGGAGAUCAUAACCUCAUGUUCCCAUUAUCAGAAGUGACCAAAAACAAUGUUUUUUUGACUUUGAAACAAGUUGAUCUACUAUAGUAGCAGUUUCUUUUUCCUUUAAAUGAACACCAAUACAGAGGUUUUUGGUA